Gigantopelta aegis is the source of this 4878-nucleotide messenger RNA. RefSeq names its product DNA repair protein RAD50-like. Lineage: Eukaryota; Metazoa; Mollusca; Gastropoda; Neomphalida; Peltospiridae. The transcript has 40 exons. Bases 129 to 4067 code for a protein of 1312 amino acids. Gene Ontology annotation, molecular function: single-stranded telomeric DNA binding; double-stranded telomeric DNA binding; ATP hydrolysis activity. Gene Ontology annotation, cellular component: nucleus; Mre11 complex; condensed nuclear chromosome. Gene Ontology annotation, biological process: chromosome organization involved in meiotic cell cycle; double-strand break repair; telomere maintenance via recombination. The record is from RefSeq and is a predicted model, not a curated record.
AAAAAUUAUUCUAGAGGAUUUGUUAUAUAUUUUGUUUUGUUUUUUAUUUAAUUAAUAAUAGUAUUAAUUAGGUGUUGCGCCUGUGGGUGUUUCUUUUGACAAAGUCAUUAUACGUUUGAUGAGCUGCAAUGUCUACCAUAGAGAAGUUGAGUAUUCAGGGCAUUCGGAGUUUCGGUCCAGAGGACACAGACAAGCAGAUUAUUCACUUCUUUACGCCACUCACACUCAUCCUAGGUCCUAAUGGAACAGGAAAAACUACUAUUAUCGAGUGCCUGAGGUACAUGACCUCCGGAUUUUUUCCACCAGGAGCUAAAGGAGGAGCCUUCAUUCAUGACCCCAAGGUUGCUCAUGAGCGUGAGGUCAAAGGUCAGAUUCGCCUUCAGCUGCGUGAUGUGACAAAUCAACAGUGUAUUGUGCAGAGAUCUAUGACGGCAACACAAAAGUUGAAGAAAGUUGAAAUGCGAACUUUAGAUGGAGUUAUCACAAGAAGAGGUGCUGAUGGCGAGAAAAAAAGUAUCACGUCAAAAUGUGCUGAGCUAGACAGAGAGAUGGUUGCAGCUCUUGGAGUUUCGAAGGCAGUACUUGAUAAUGUAAUCUUCUGUCAUCAGGAAGAUGCUAACUGGCCUCUCUGUGAAGGAAAAGCCUUGAAGGAAAAAUUUGAUGCAAUAUUUGCAUCUACAAGAUACACAAAGGUUCUUGAGACAAUCAGAAAACUAAAACAAGAACAGGAUCAGAACAUCAAGAUUUGUCGGGAGGAACUCAAAUAUCUUAAACAACACAAGGAAAAGGCCAGUGAGCUGGAAGGAAAUCUGUCUGAACUAGAGGCGAAGUUUGCUGCAUCAAAGGAAUCAGUUGAGAAAAUAAACACACAGCUGGUGCCAAUUGAGGACAAACUGCAACAGAUAAACACAAAAGCAAAUGAAAUCCAUGACAUAAAACUAAGAAAACAGAAGGCAACAACAAACAAGGAACAUCUGGAAAAGAGUAUCGAAGAACUGCAAGAAAAUAUUGAAAAUGAUUUUCCAGGUUCAACGAGUGAGUUGAAAAAAACAUUGUCACAAUUUGAAAGAAAAGUGCAGGACAGUCAGGAAACAUUGCAGGAGUUCAAACAUCGACAGGAUGAGCUAAGCAGGGAGCUAGAUCGGUUAGGAAGAGAGAAGUCGCAGAUUUUGGUCGAAGUCGGGAAACUUGAGCAGGAGGCUGAGAAUCGUGAAGACAGUGUGAAGAAAAGAGACUCUAUCAUUCGUAAACUGGCUACAGAAUACCAGUUUGAAGGUUUUGAAAGAGGAGAUAUAACAACUGAGAAAUAUAGGAACUUUUUUGAAAACAUGAAGAAAAAGUUGGAGACUAUGAUGAAUGAAGCAAAAGAAAAAAAGGCUCAGUAUGAAGAUAGAGAAAUGGUGAUACAGAAGAAAAUAGAAGAGCUUCAAGUAAACAAGACAAAACAUGAACAAAGCAUCCACAUGAAACAGAAUAUAAUGACAAAGAAUUCUGCUGAGAUUCGAAACAUCAACCAGAAACUGAGUCAGAUGGACGUCUCCGUGGGACGUCUUGAACAUCUCAUCCGUGAUCUUAAACGAGCUGAGCAUGACCUAGAGACAGCAGAGCAAGCUGUAGACACAAACGAACUGAAGAGAGAUACGGCUGAGAAAGAGAAAGAACGAAGACGCUUGGAUAGUGCACUCAGUGAACUCGACUCUGAAAUGAAUCGGCUUCAUCGCCAGUCGAAUGCCCAGGCACAACUCGACAUGUUCAAGAAGGACAAAGUGUCGAAGACUGAGAGCAUUGAACGUUUGAAAGCCAAACAUGAGGAUGCUAUAACCUAUCUGAUUGGUCACAUGCCGCAACAGAAUAUCCGUGGUCAGAUACAGGACUACAUGGGAACCCAAGAUGAGAUGGUCAAGUCUUGUUCCGUGGAGCUUCAGAAGGCGAAACAAGAAUGUUCUGCAAAAGAAGCAGAGAAAAAUAUGAUUAGUGUUCAGAUAAAACAGUGUGAAAGCAAGAUAAGAGAUAUGGAGGAGCGUUUGAAUAAUGUGUGUAGCAGUGAAAACUUUGGUGAGGAAUUCGAAACAGUUCAAACCAAGGUCGAACAGGCACAAGAUGCAAAAGGGUCCCUAAUGGGGGCUGAACAUUUCUUCAAGAAGUACGUGAAGGAUCUGGAGAAGGAGAAGCCAUUUUGUCCUCUGUGUCACCGCGGCUUUGAUGACGACCAGGAAGUUCGGGAACUCAUUCUGGAGUUGAAACAAAAGUUGCGUCUUGUUCCGGCCCAGUUAGAGAAAGCGGACAGCAGCUUGUCGGAGUAUAAAACCAAGUACGACAACAUGAUUCAGCUGAAGCCAGUCAAGGAAAAUAUUGCUAAGCUACAGAACGCUGACCUUCCUGCUUUGAAGGCUGAUCUUCAACGACUCAGUGACGAAAUCCGCAGUCUAAAGGAAACAAUACAAAAUAAAGAAGACGAGCUUCAGACGAAGGAUGAUGACGCACAGAUGGCAAAGAACAUGCACUCGGACAUCGUGCUGAUGGACCGGUAUUACGGGGAGAUCCGGGAACUCGACAAGAAGAUAGCCAGUCAGCAGGCCAUGAUGUCGGGAACGGAUUCUGCGAGAACAUUAGAGGUUGUCAUUCAGGAGAAGGAAGAUAUCCAACUUAAACUUGACACCCUGAACCGACAGCUGGAUCGACAGCGUCAGAAGCUGAAUGACCACUUGGACAGUGUCCAGCGACUGCGAGUGACCGUGAACAAGCUGAAGGAAGAGAAGUUGAAGAUUGACAGCGAGUUACAGCAGAGGACGAAGUUGGAGGAGACGAAGACGACACUUGCCAGCGAUAACAAGACGCUUCAGGACGAGAUAGAGGAUGCAAAAACGGAGCUGGUGCCACUAGAUAGUCAAAUUACUAAGCAGAAAACUGAAAAAGACAAGAUUACUGCAGAAAAAGAGAAAAAAAAUGAUGAGGCAAAAGAUGAGAUGGAACGUGUUCGUCGUAAUGGCAGUGAAGUAAAAGCCGUGAAUCAGGACAUUAAACAAUACGAUCAAUCAGGUAAGGGUGAGAAACUCGUCAAGUGUAAGGAUCGCCAGAAGACCUUGGUAUCGAGUCUCGGAGAAAAAGAGCAGGAGCAAGAGGAGAUAACUGAGAAUGUAAACGCACUGACGAAGGAGCUAGCCACACAGCAGAUUCGUCAGCGAGAGCUGAAUGACAUUCUUCAGCUGAGAAAUAAAGAGGAAGAAAUCAAAUCAUUGCAAGUUCAGAUAGAAGAGCUGACAAAGCAACUGGGCGGUUUUGACGUAAUGAACCUUGAACGAGAACGUCGAAAAUUGGUUGAUAGUGCUGACAAUUUACAAAAAGAGCGGAACAUAGCACAAGGACGACAGCAGGGUUUCCGGGAUCAGAUUCAGACAUCACGUAAAGAACUUAAGACAGAUAUGUUCAAGGACGCCAAGGUCAAAUACCGAGAUAAGAUGAUCGAGAUGCGGACAACAGAAUUGGCCAAUAGUGAUUUGCAGAAAUACUACACAGCAAUGGACAGAGCCAUUAUGAAUUACCACAAUCAGAAAAUGAGUGAGAUUAACAAGAUAAUUCGUGAACUGUGGAGGAACACGUACAGAGGAAAUGACAUAGAAACAAUAGAAAUCUGCUCUGGCAAUGAGGAUGGUGGUGAAUUGAAAUCCCGGCGGAGCUACAACUACCGCGUUGUCAUGGUGAAGGGUGAUGCUGCGUUGGACAUGAGAGGCCGAUGUAGUGCGGGUCAGAAGGUGUUGGCGUCGUUAAUAAUUCGACUAGCUCUGGCGGAAACAUUCUGCGUCAACUGUGGAGUUUUGGCUCUAGACGAGCCGACAACGAACCUUGACAGAGAAAACAUUGAAAGUCUGGCGUAUGCCCUGGUUGAAAUCAUCAAGGCCAGAUCUCCACAGAAGAACUUCCAGCUCGUGGUGAUAACUCACGAUGAAGACUUUGUGGAGAUGCUCGGCAGGUCCAGCUAUGUGGACGAGUUCUACAAAGUGAGGAAGAACCCGGCAGGAUGUUCCCAGAUUGUGAAGGCACGUGUGCAGGAUUUGCAUAUGAGAUAACUAAACAGUGUGUCUCAUUCCACUAGUCACAAGAUACAGUUUGAACAUGAGAUGGCUUCACCAUGUUUUUAUUUCUGAUGUUCACAAGAUGCUGUUUAAAGUGACAGUCCCUAGUUUUUAAAACACUACAACAUAUUUUUCACUAUUAAAGCCAUUUUUGAUCAUUUAAAUUAGAAGCACUUACAUUUUAUUAUUUUGAAUAUUCCUAUUCGUACAUCUGAAGUGGUUCUGGUCCUCCAAGGUUUUGUAAUACCCCGAAAUACAUUUGUCAUGAUUCUAAAAACGCACGUACGUCUGAGAAGAAGUGGUUAUCGAGACAAGCUCUAGUUACCGAUAUUUGUAGACAGUAUUUCCCCGUUUCAACAUCACAAACUUUACCUGCUCUGUGUUAUAACAUUAUGCAGAUGAGUUGCAGGUUUGUAGAUUAGUUAAAUGUUGUGUUUAUUUUCACGGACUGAAAUUAUGCAUCUUUAAGACUUGUUGUGGUGCUACUUCUUUGACUGAUGCUUAUUAUGAGAGAAAUAAACUGUACUGACAUUAAAGAAAAGUGAGGAUGGUAGUCAGUUUAUGCUCCUCUGAAGGGUUUCAGCAAAUAUUGGGCCGCUUACCAAAUGCGAGUGAAACUUCUGAUAGAAGACUUCAAAAUAUAACUACUAGUCUGACCGGUGACUUCCUAUUUCUGACUAGCAAAUAAAAUAUUUAUUUUUAGUGUGGUUAUUUUUUUUUAGACUUUUUGGGAUCGAUCCCCAUCAGUGGGCCCAUUGGGCUAUUUCUCACUCCAGCCAGUGCACCACGACUGGUACAUCAAAGG